AUGCCGCUUGAAUCAUGUAUGUUAGUACUCGAUAAUUCCGAGUAUAUGCGGAAUGGAGAUUACCCUCCGACGAGAUUUCAAGCUCAAGCUCAAGCAGUAUCGACCGUAUUCACAGCGAAGACUGAUUCUAAUCCUGAAUCAGCUGUGGGUCUCAUGACUAUGGCCGGGAAGUCCCCUUCUUUGUUGGUCACACCAACUAACGAUAUCGGUAAACUGUUAUCGGCAAUGGGAAAAGCUUCCAUCGGUGGUGAUUCAGAUUUCUCAACUGCCGUCCAAAUCGCUCAGCUAGCAUUGAAACAUCGAGAAAAUAAAAACCAGAGACAGAGAGUUAUCGUGUUUGUCGGUUCUCCAGUUUCAGACCCUCAAGAAGCUUUGGUUAAACUUGGGAAAAAGUUAAGGAAGAAUAACGUUUUAGUGGAUGUGGUGACUUUUGGUGAAGAGGGAAUGAAGAAUGAUGAAAAGUUAGGAGCUUUGAUAGAAGCUGCAGGAGGAGGAGAAUCACAUCUAGUAUCUAUUCCCCCUGGUCCACAUUUAUUAUCCGAUAUGAUCAUCUCUUCUCUUUUGGCUGAUCCUAAUAAUCCUGUUCCCAUUCCUGGUCAAGUCGGGGAAGAUGCAGUGGAUCCUAACAUGGAUCCUGAAUUGGCCAUGGCUAUUCGUAUGUCUUUACAAGAGGCCGCAGCACAACAAACAUCAUCGUCAUCUGUUGUUCCCUCAGCUCUACAGGAAUCCGUUACCACCACCUCUGCUUCUCUACCAGUCGGUCUCACAGCUCCUUUGAGCAACGCCAACGUUUCUUUACCUCAAGCGCCUGGUGAUGUCGUUUCUACCGGAACUCCUGGGGGGAUAGAACAGGAUGAGACGAUGGAGGAAGAAGACGAUGAAGCUGCUUUGCGUCGAGCUAUAGCGAUGAGCAAUGAGAAUGGAGGAGAGGAUGUGAAUAUGGAUGAAGAUGAAGAGGAUGAAGAAGCGGCGAUGGCUAGAGCUAUAGCAAUGAGCUUAGAGGAUUCUGAAAAGGAUAAGGAGAAGAAGUAGGUAUUGGAAUUUGCAUUGUACAUGUUGCAUCAAGGUGUGAUCUCAU
Molecule: messenger RNA, 1078 nt
Organism: Tremella mesenterica DSM 1558
Lineage: Eukaryota; Fungi; Basidiomycota; Tremellomycetes; Tremellales; Tremellaceae
Exons: 6
Coding region: 1-1032 (343 amino acids)
Biological process (GO): proteasome-mediated ubiquitin-dependent protein catabolic process
Cellular component (GO): nucleus; proteasome regulatory particle, base subcomplex; cytosol
Molecular function (GO): polyubiquitin modification-dependent protein binding
Source: RefSeq, a predicted model, not a curated record